AUUGAAGCAAGUGCGUGUCGCGCUCCUGUGGUAAGAAAUUGUUUUGGUUGUUUUUAGGUUUCGAAGCACGUGCGGAAUAUGAACGAACAUGUGUUGGAUCUCACACAACAGGCUUUCGAUGCAUUGGGCUUCGAAUUAUUCGACCCCAGCGGAAGGCACGUUCAGUCGGUCAAGGAUCUGGUGGUAAAUGCCAAUUUGCGGAUGGCAAAUUUACCCACAGAGCCAGUUCCCCUGGCCUCCGAUGCUACUCUGGAAGAGGUCUUCGGUUUCGAAUCGAUAGAAACAUACGAUGUACAACGUAUGUUCGCCGAUCUGCUCGACAUAAUCGACUGUAAAGCAAAGGAGCUGCUACCCGCUGAACAAACCGCAACUGGCUCGAAGGAAUCUGCCUUCCUGGCAAACAAGAUCAACGCUAAAGGCAUGCUCGAGUAUAGCUUAGUUGUCGAGGAAGAACGUCGUGAAGUAGCUAAAUUGGCAGGAAAGCCCAUCAACGGAGUGAAACCGACAGUCGAAACGAUCUUGGAAAAGCGAAUUGACUGUAGACAAAGAGAAGCGCGGCUACUUAUUCAAUUCUUCAAGUUUAUUAUGCAACAGCUGGCGCAGAGCGACACAACUGAUAAAUAUAAGCUAGCAAUGGAUCUCCGCGGUAUCAGAGAAGCGCUUGGUGCGUGCAUGACGCAUUCCAUUACCGCAGCAUCUACAGGAGCACCAACACCGACACCCGCACCGGACGCUCCUACUUCGUCGCGAAACGCUUUCGUUCAGGCAGUUCAUUCGAAAGUGAAACCGGUGCUUCUGGCAAAAGACCAUCUUACGAAAAAGGAGGAUAACCGUUGCGAAGCAACUCACUCGAAGCAGUCAACAAGCAAAGCGGUUGCUGCCCAAGCAGGAUCAACUGCAACGUCUGCAGUCCAUCCGGUACGCGGAGCAAAGGGCACAGUUUUGAUCGGCGAUUCAAUUAUUUCAUCCGGAGGGGUCCUGAGCGUAACAACCGCUCAUGCAACUCCAGCCGCGGUUUCAGCAUCGAAAUCAAUACGUUCUACUUCGCAAGUUGUCCAACACGAAUCCGUUGGUAAAAAGUCAGUGGUUACGAUAAGCUAUCCCACAACUAGCCAGAAUCAUGUUAAGAUACUCAAUCGUGCACAUGAUCAAAUGAUGGUGGUGGAAUAUGCAGUGGACGACAGCUCUAAACCAACAACAUCCAAAGCAAUCAAUCUGCCUCCCGGAACACGACCCACCGUGCCAUCCUCCAACAUAAAAGCUCUUAACCCGCCGGUAAUCAGACCAGUUACUCUCGAACCGGGAACACAUGCCAGGGGUGCGGUAAAUGAGCGGGAUCCGAAGCACACCGUUUACAGAGCGAUAAAUACGGUACGCACCUCAUCCUCCCCGCAACCGAACGCUUCCCAGGGUGGUGGUACAUGCAAUAAGGGAGCCUCAGGGAGCCGAUCGGGACCUGAUGGUAACAAAAUGUUGCCAAGCCAACCGGUACGUCGGAGCCUUAUUAAACCGCGGCCCAUAUUAAAUCUACAGCCGAUUGAAAUUUCGGAUGACGACGAUUAAACCGACCGAACAAUUAGACCUUGGAGAUUACUUACAAACUGUUCGCAGCAGAAGUGAUAAGAAGUGACAUGAUAGGGACUAUUCUGAACUACGGGUGAAUUUUUCAUUAAAGAUAAUGCAUUAAAUGAAGUGAAAUACAUUAAAGAUAGGGGGAGUGGGGAUAUGUUGAAAACGAAAAUGAAAUUGUCGGUCAGCAAAGUUUGGGUGGAUGAAAGCUGCCAAUGCGUUAUCGGUUGAUCGAUAGGAAUUUGCUCUCAGAGCUUUAUUUUGCCUUUUUUCAAAUGUGUAUUUUUUGCCCGCGCACUGCGGUGUUAUAAUAAAAACCAACGAGCAUCA
Molecule: messenger RNA, 1899 nt
Organism: Anopheles aquasalis
Lineage: Eukaryota; Metazoa; Arthropoda; Insecta; Diptera; Culicidae
Source: RefSeq, a predicted model, not a curated record